GGCAGACGUGUAAAGUGCAAACCGCAUUUUGAUACCGCGUUCUGUAAUAACUCUCCUCCAAGAUCGCGCCCUCACCGCGACCUCAUGGCGAUCAUCGCGCCCUCAUCGGUGUUUCAAGUCAUCCCUCGCCCAUCGCGACUGAUUGGCCCAGCCUUGCCCACCCGUCCUUAACUGGCCGCAUCGCCAACAACCGUUCGCAGCCAGGAAAAAACAGGCAAUUGGGUGUCCCAGCCCCGCGAAUUUGUUAGUUGGGCACUGUGGUGAGAAGGCGACUGGCCAGUCAUCGUCGUCGGGGAGGAAUUGUGAGGUGUCGCAAAGGUAAUGGGCUUGGUGGAAUGCUUGUACCUGUACUUUUUGGUAGGAGAAUUGUAAAAGGGAGUGGCUGGGCUUUCGUGAUACUCGAGUACAGGUACAGUUCUUCGUGGUACAGUUGUACCUCUUAUCUGCUUCGCUACAACUUCACUUUCAACCCUUCUGUUCACUUACUACUUCUGCUUCUCUACGUCUUAUUUACCUUCUUAAUCUAUUUGCUGAAGGCGAAAUUAUAUUCAUUCUGUCGCUCUCCUAUUCUUCUAUUUCCAAGGAACUUCACAACUCUCCCAGAGAGCUUGUUGUGUUAUCGUGAUACUGCGACAGCCUCCCCGAGUCACCUCGCCCGCCGUCGCAGUGACUGAGAAACACCAGAGCGCAGAACACCUCUGCGAUGCUCUUUACGAUAAACAACGACAUCAAAUUCUCCCUCAUCGCAAUCGACAUCGCCCCCAGCACCGCCAUCUGCCUCUCCGCCGUCCUCGCCGGCUACUACUACCUCCUCCACAUCCGCGCCCACCCCCGUCCCCUCCCCCAAAUCGCCCACUUCGAUCUCCCCCCAGCCGACGCCAACGACCAUGACAACCAUCUCCGAGCUCGGCGACCUCUUCGACGACCAUCCCUCCUUGGACGCAUCUCUGGCCGACUUCGAACCCGGAAGCAGCGAGCCCGCUCACAGCCCGCGCUUCCCGCCCCUCCAAAUCACCCGCAACAACAACUACAACCACCUCUUCCCUUCGCAGCACUCUGGUUUCCGCGAGCCCUCAGACUCGGAGGACGAUCCGAUACGCCCGGACUCGUCGGGGGGGUACAGCCCGCCCGCGUGGCGCCGCAACGGGGGCGCAAGAAGCUCAGGCUUCUGGAAUAGACGCGAUAAUAUCCUUAAUCGCGGCGGCGUGAGUAGGGAGGUUACGCCUGAGACGUGGGAGAGUGCUGAGGAGGGAGAUGCGACCCUCGCAGCUGCGGUGCGGGUGCGUCUGCCCACUGGGAGUUUGAGUCCUGAGAAGCGGCGGAGUCCGAGUCCAGAUCCGUUUAUGAGUGGGGGGGAUUUUGGGGGCUCGUUCGGCGCCGUGAAGAAAGAGGAGGGUAGCAAGGUGGUUCCGCUGGCGACUAUCCCCGAGAAUCCUAAUAAUUACAUCCGCUUUGCCGUGCGAGCAGAGGUACAGCACCGGACCGAGCCGUUUGAGAACGCGCUGGCGGUAGCGACACGUAAAUUCGACAGCGUGACCAAAUCCUGGACCUCGCUCAUCACCACCAUCCUCGUGGGAUUCAUCUCCCUCCUGGCCGUCAAAUCGAUAUUCACCCCCGCCGCACCCCUCCCCGUCCCAGACCUCGUCAAAGUCGCCAGUCUCGCCAAGGCCUUCGAGCCCCUAAUCUUCUACUCAGAGCAUGGCAUCCAGCAAAUCGCCGACCUGCAAGCCACCAGCGUCGCCGUCUGGGACCUCGGCGAGUCUGUUCGCUCCGCCAACAUGACCUCCGCCCCAAUCAUCGUGCGAGAGCUCGACGGCCUGAGCGAUUCCCUGAAGACCCUCGCUAUCGAACUCACCCGCUUCUUCGCCAAUGUAGAUGGUGAUGUCGACGGAAUACUAAUCGUCAUGGACUGGGCCAAGCGCGAACUAGCUGCCCUCCCUGCCGCACCGCCAUCCCCGCUUUCUGCGCUCGCUACAAACACACACACCCUCCUCAGUCGACUGCACGUCCUCGAGUCAUCUCCAGGUAACCCGACAGCCUUGGGCCACGCGGCGCUUGCACUCUUCGGCCCGACGCCCCCGCAGCGCACGGCUGCGGCGCUGGGUCGCGCAUUCCGCGAGUUCGUGGGCGUGCUAGAAGAGGCAAUCCAGGCGGAGCUUGAGCACGCCGCCGCGCUAUUCGCGCUUUUUGAGGCAGUGGAUCGACGAUUCCUCAAUGUUGCCCGCGCAGUGGCUCGGGAGAGCGAUGAGCAGGAGCGUGGAGAGAGCGAGAUGCUGGCGAGUUUGUGGACGAGAGUCUUAGGCGGGAAUGCAGCAGGGUUGCGCAAAUUCGAGAUGAAUAGGCGAUUACUGGGGAGUGUGAGGGAGAGGACGGUCAGGAAUAAAAGGGUGCUUGUGGAUCAUAAUGGGAAGUUAUUAGCACUGAGGGCGAAUCUCGAGAUGUUGAGGAUGAGGCUUGUUAGUCCGCUUGUGAGGGCAGGGGAGGGGAGCACGAUUGGGGUGGAGGAGCAGAUUAGGGGGUUGGAGGGGACGUAUGAGUAUUUGAGGGGGGUGAGGGAGAAGCAGAAGGGGAGGUUGAUGGAGGUGCUUUAUGGGUCUGGUAAGGGGAGGUCGAGGAUUGUGGGGGACGACGAGGGGAGGGAGAUUGACGGGGGGUGGGAGAGGAGGUAGCUUUGGUGGGUGUUGCUGGAUUUGGAUUUGCUGGGGGCGCUUUAAUAGGAUAGGGGGGGCUGGCAUGGAGUUUUGUUUAUGUUUAUGGAGUACGGUGGAUGGGAGAGUGUGGGGAUAUAUUAUGGCUGUAUAUGUGAUGAAGGGCUGGCGGAGUACAUAGAUGGAAGCUGUAUUGGCUACUGAGGAUAGAUGACACUUGAAUCCAAAUAACUCAACAUGAGUAUCCCAACUAUGACCCAUGAUUGCAGA
Molecule: messenger RNA, 2918 nt
Organism: Pseudogymnoascus verrucosus
Lineage: Eukaryota; Fungi; Ascomycota; Leotiomycetes; Thelebolales; Thelebolaceae
Exons: 2
Coding region: 888-2669 (593 amino acids)
Source: RefSeq, a predicted model, not a curated record